This is a messenger RNA of Dufourea novaeangliae, 1174 nucleotides long. It is a transcript of the gene Coprox, whose product is annotated as oxygen-dependent coproporphyrinogen-III oxidase. Gene Ontology annotation, cellular component: cytoplasm; mitochondrial intermembrane space. Bases 1 to 1161 code for a protein of 386 amino acids. The transcript has a single exon. The record is from RefSeq and is a predicted model, not a curated record. Gene Ontology annotation, molecular function: coproporphyrinogen oxidase activity. NCBI's taxonomy places the organism in Eukaryota, Metazoa, Arthropoda, Insecta, Hymenoptera, Halictidae.
AUGGGUUGCCGAAUGUUCUUAAGGAAGUGGACUUCUUUGCAUUGUUUUCCUUUUAAUUAUCAUAAGUUCCAGAAUAAUACUAAAAAUUUGAAAUAUGUUCGGAUUGGUAUUGUUACAGCUGUUAUGAUUUGUAAUACAGUAGGAUUAACUGUUUUAGCAGCAACAAAUGUAUUAGAUGUUACAAAAUUUAUGGCUGAACCCAUUACUAAUAUUAAUGAACUAAAGAAAAAAAAUAAUAUGAGGAAAAAAAUGGAGCUAUUAGUAAUGAAAACUCAAGGAGACUUUUGCAAAGCAUUAGAAUCCUUAGAAGAUUCAGCUUGUCAUUUCAAAAUUGAUAGAUGGACCAGAGAAGAAGGUGGUGGAGGAAUUACAUGUGUUUUACAAGAUGGAACUGUGUUUGAAAAGGCUGGUGUAAAUGUGUCCGUUGUUACUGGUACAUUACCACCAAGUGCUACACAACAGAUGAGAGCACGUGGUAAAAAGAUGCAAGAAGGACCUGUACCAUUCUUUGCAGCUGGUGUGAGCGCAGUAAUUCAUCCCCGUAGUCCUAUGAUUCCAACUAUACAUUUUAAUUAUCGUUACUUUGAAAUUGAAAAUCAAGAUGGUACAAUUCAAUGGUGGUUUGGAGGUGGUACUGAUUUAACACCUUAUUAUUUAAAUGAAGAUGAUGUGAAACAUUUCCAUAGUACUUUGAAAACUGCAUGUGAUAAACAUAGUCUAUCUUAUUAUACAAAAUACAAAAAAUGGUGCGAUGAUUAUUUUUUCAUUACACAUAGAGGAGAGUGUAGAGGUGUAGGUGGUAUCUUUUUCGAUGAUCUUGAUGAGCCAAAUCAAAGUGAUGCUUUUGAAUUUGUAAAAUCUUGCACAGAGGCUGUAAUUCCUUCUUACAUACCAUUAGUUGAAAAGCACAAAGAUGAUGCAUAUGGAUAUUCUGAAAGGCAAUGGCAACUAUUACGUAGAGGAAGAUAUGUAGAAUUUAAUUUAAUAUAUGAUCGUGGCACAAAAUUUGGGUUAUAUACUCCUGGUGCACGAUAUGAAAGUAUAUUAAUGUCUCUACCUUUAUCUGCAAAGUGGCAAUAUAUGCAUGAACCAGAACCUGGAUCAAAAGAAGCAAUACUUACUGAAGUACUAAAAUGUCCUAAAAAUUGGUUAAAUUUGUAAAAAUAAAGUGAUA